AUGACAACACAAAACGCUACCACCACUACCAUGUUCCCCGCACACGAACCAUUCAUUCCUUUUGAAUUUGCCCUGCCACCUACACAACAACAACAACAACCCAACAUUGAUGAUCCAUUCCUUCUUGACAUGUGGCUAUUGGAUGAGUUGCAACGUGCUGGUGUCUUGACACCUGAAUCAACAACAUCAGCACAAACACCAUCCUCAUCAUCAUCCAACAUGUCACCACCCCCCACAACGCCAUCUGAUACAACGCAAUUGUUCCCUGCAUCACCACCUUUGACACCUAUCAAGGAUGAACCUUCCUCCACUUCACCCUCAUCGCCACCACCAACAACAACACCACAACAUCGACGUUUGUGGCCUGUACCUAUUAUGCCAAAGACCACCACCACCAUCAUGCCUACCAUUGCUCAUGGUAACAACAGCAACAACCCAAUGUCAUCAUCCUGCAUGAAACGCAAGACCUCCCUUCUAUCUCACGACUCAUCUGAAGAAUCAGAAGAAGUAGUACGUAAACGCCAACGUAAUACGGAUGCUGCACGUCGAUCACGGAUGAAAAAGAUGCUCAAAAUGGAAGCACUUGAGAACCGCGUCAACGAAUUGGAGAAUGAUAAUGCACGUCUUACAACACGCGUGGCUGUGCUAGAGUCUGAAAAGAAUGGUCUUGAGACCAAGGAUAUCGAUUUGCAGGAAAGGAUCAAAGCACUAGAAGAACAACUGGCUGAGGCACAUAAAGCCCUCACUGGUAAAUGUGCUGCUCAUUAG
This is a messenger RNA of Lichtheimia ornata, 768 nucleotides long. RefSeq lists its product as uncharacterized. Gene Ontology annotation, biological process: regulation of transcription by RNA polymerase II. Gene Ontology annotation, cellular component: nucleus. The record is from RefSeq and is a predicted model, not a curated record. Lineage: Eukaryota; Fungi; Mucoromycota; Mucoromycetes; Mucorales; Lichtheimiaceae. Gene Ontology annotation, molecular function: RNA polymerase II cis-regulatory region sequence-specific DNA binding; DNA-binding transcription factor activity, RNA polymerase II-specific. Bases 1 to 768 code for a protein of 255 amino acids. The transcript has a single exon.